CUUGAUUUAUUUCCAUCUCUGUCUUUUGUUUGCUCAUUCAUUGCAUUUGUGUCUCGCUCUCUCAGUCAAAUACACAACCGUCAAAAGUCAUAAAAACCCAGAAUCCAACAAUCGUCAUUCGUUGCUCUUAAUCUCGCCACAAUGUAUAUAGCGCGGACACACGCCCCCCCUCUUCAUCAUCCUCGUUUCACCUUUUUUUGUUCUUUUGUGCUUUUUUUUCUUUGUUUUAAAAUGCAGACAGGGGUGAGGGGGUGGCAGAAACAGCAAUACAUAUCAAAAGAUACAAAGCAAAGGAGGAAAUCAAAAGCGGAAAAAGCCUUAACCAGCAAAGUCAGCACGGCAUAUGCGUGGGAAGGAAGAGUGAGAAAAAGUGAAGAAGGAGGGUGAAAGCGAGGGAGAGAAUGAGGGGGGUGGGUAUGGAAGAUUCCAAGUGUGUAAAACCGCCUCUAGUGUACUCAUAACGCCGC
This is a messenger RNA of Trichoderma harzianum CBS 226.95, 467 nucleotides long. RefSeq lists its product as hypothetical. The transcript has a single exon. The coding region runs from base 142 to 387 and encodes 81 amino acids. Lineage: Eukaryota; Fungi; Ascomycota; Sordariomycetes; Hypocreales; Hypocreaceae. The record is from RefSeq and is a predicted model, not a curated record.